CCACAAUAAAGAAGUUACAGCCGCAGAUCUGCCAUUUCUAGCUUCUUCCUUCAAUACCUAUGGAGCCAUCCAAGCUAGUGGUGGUUGUUUUGCUCGUGCUGGCCAUGGCGGCCGUGCGGCCUUCCAGCGCUCAGAACUCGCCUCAAGACUACCUCACGCCCCACAACCGGGCCCGCGCCGCCGUCGGCGUCGGCGCGGUGACCUGGAGCACGAAGCUGCAGCAGUUCGCGGAGAGGUACGCCGCGCAGAGGGCCGGCGACUGCCGGCUGCAGCACUCGGGCGGGCCGUACGGGGAGAACAUCUUCUGGGGCUCCGCCGGCGCCGACUGGAAGGCGGCGGACGCGGUGAGGUCGUGGGUGGACGAGAAGCAGUGGUACAACUACGCCGCCAACAGCUGCGCCGCCGGCAAGGUGUGCGGCCACUACACGCAGGUGGUGUGGCGUGCCACCACCAGCAUCGGCUGCGCGCGCGUCGUCUGCAACAACAACCGCGGGGUCUUCAUCACCUGCAACUACGAGCCCCGCGGCAACAUAAUCGGACAGAAGCCCUACUGAUGAUCGCUAAACUAUAUAUCUUCUGGCUCAUGGAUUACGUGGCGUGGGCUCAUGGGACUUUCUUCCAUUAUACGAAUAAUAAUUAAUAAGGCAUGCACUGAGUAAAUAAAGGGUCAGUAGGCCGUGUGCUACCUCCAUCUCAUAAUAAAGCCAAUAAAGGAGUUUUCUUUUUUUCUCUUUUUUUAAAUAAAGGAGUUUUUUUAUUUAUAGAUUGGUACUAUACUACUAGUGCCCGGAUGUUCGACUGCAA
This is a messenger RNA of Panicum virgatum (switchgrass), 804 nucleotides long. Its product is annotated as pathogenesis-related protein PRMS-like. The transcript has a single exon. Gene Ontology annotation, cellular component: extracellular region. Bases 60 to 554 code for a protein of 164 amino acids. The record is from RefSeq and is a predicted model, not a curated record. NCBI's taxonomy places the organism in Eukaryota, Viridiplantae, Streptophyta, Magnoliopsida, Poales, Poaceae.